AUGUCUCAAUACGCCAGUUCUUCAAGUUGGACUUCAUUUUUAAAGUCAAUUGCUUCUUUCAAUGGUGAUAUCUCUUCUUUAACUGCUCCUCCAUUCAUUCUAUCUCCAACUUCAUUAUCUGAGUUCUCCCAAUAUUGGGCUGAACAUCCAGAUUUGUUUUUAGAGCCAUCAUUUAUCAAUGCUGAUAACUAUAAGGAAGUUCUAAAGGAUAUCGACGAUGAUAUUGAAAGUGCUGAAGUUGCUAGAAUGCUAUCUGUCACUAAGUGGUUUAUUUCCACUUUAAAGUCUCAAUAUUGUUCAAGAAACGAAUCCAUGGGUUCUGAAAAGAAGCCUUUAAAUCCAUUCUUGGGUGAAUUAUUCGUUGGUAAAUGGGAAAAUAAGGAUAAUGAAAAAUUUGGUGAAACUGUUCUAUUAAGUGAACAAGUUUCCCAUCAUCCUCCUGUUACUGCUUAUACCAUCUUCAACGAUAAAAAUAAAGUUAAAUUGCAAGGUUAUAAUCAAGUCAAAGCUACCUUUAGUAAAACUUUAAUGUUAGGUGUCAAGCAAUUCGGUCACACUAUGUUAGAAGUUGGUGAUGAAUCUUACUUGAUUACUGUCCCUCCUUUACAUAUUGAAGGUAUAUUAGCUGCAUCUCCUUUCGUAGAAUUGGAAGGUAAAUCUUUUAUUCAAUCUUCAACUGGUUUAUUAGCUGUGGUAGAUUUCUCUGGUAGAGGCUAUUUCUCUGGUAAAAAGAAUUCUUUCAAGGCAAGAAUUUACGAAGAUAGCACAAGUUAUAAAAAGAAUAAGGAAAAUGCCUUAUACACAAUUUCUGGCCAAUGGUCAGGUAUCUCUACUAUAAUUAAAAAGGACAAAGCUUCUGGCGACGAACCAACCAUCUUCUAUGAUGCAAACAGAGAGCCUGUUGAAGUCUUAAAAGUUAAAGAAUUGGAAGACCAACAUCCACUGGAAAGUAGAAAAGCUUGGAAAGAUGUUGCUGAAGCUAUCAAAUCUGGUGAUUUCAAUAUGAUUGUUGAAACUAAAUCAUUGUUAGAAGAAGCUCAAAGAGAAUUAAGAAAAGAAGAAGAAGCUAAAGGUAUCAGCUGGCAAAGAAGAUGGUUUAAGAGUAUCGAUUACUCUCCAGAUGCAGAUGGAAAGGAAGCAGAUGUUCCAGAAGAAGGUGAUAUAUUCGCUACAUUGGCAUCCACUUUACAAUUAUCUACAAAGAAUGUUCCAAGUGGUACCAUAAUUGGUGACAAAGAAGACAAAAAAGAAGGUAUUGCAUCUGAACACUGGAGAUUCGAAAGAGAAUUAUGGGAUAAAGAACCUGAAAUCGUAUUGUAA
This is a messenger RNA of Vanderwaltozyma polyspora DSM 70294, 1320 nucleotides long. Its product is annotated as OSBP family protein. The coding region runs from base 1 to 1320 and encodes 439 amino acids. NCBI's taxonomy places the organism in Eukaryota, Fungi, Ascomycota, Saccharomycetes, Saccharomycetales, Saccharomycetaceae. The record is from RefSeq and is a predicted model, not a curated record. Gene Ontology annotation, cellular component: membrane; cytosol; intracellular membrane-bounded organelle. Gene Ontology annotation, biological process: endocytosis; exocytosis; maintenance of cell polarity. The transcript has a single exon. Gene Ontology annotation, molecular function: oxysterol binding.